AUGGAUAUGAACCAUUUAAUAGGGGUUUGUGCGGCUAGGCUGGAGUUAACACCUGGCAGUCAGCGGUUCAACCUCAUCUCUAAGAGUGACAUUCGAUAUGUUGGUACUUUACAUGAGAUUAACCCUGAGGCCUCGACAAUUGCUCUUGAAAAUGUCGUCUCUUUCGGGACUGAGGGUAGACGAGGCAGCCCAGCUGAGGAAAUUCCUCCGUCUACCAGUGUCUACGAGUACAUUGUCUUCCGGGGUAGUGAUGUAAAAGACAUCAGUGUAGCUGAGGAGAAGGAGAAUACACAGCCUGAGCCACCUCAGGUUCCUGAUGAUCCUGCUAUCUUAGGGAGCAUGUCUCGUCCAGGACCUAACCCUGGCGUUCCUGCCCCCGCUGGCCCCCAGGGUCUUCCUUCUCAGCCACCCCAACAGGCCCAGGUUCCUCGUCCUACCCCUCCGGGCUAUCCUCAGCAGCCACAAUUCCAGGGCUUCUAUCCACCCUAUGGGCAGCGGUAUCCCGGACCUCCUCCCGCAUUUCCUCCUGGGCCUGGUUUUCCCGGUAUGCCAUAUGGAGCUCCCCCAGGAUGGUUCCCUCCACCGGGACAAGGAUUUCCCCAAGGGCCGCCAGGUCAAUUUCCCCCUCAGAUGCCUAUUGGACCACCUGGUCAGCAUCAAACUCCCCCUCCACAGCAUCGUCCUGGGGUUCCUGGUGCGGGUCCUGUAAACAUUCCCAAGCCAACAUCUGAGCUUCCAGUUGGUGAAAAGGGUUCGAGUAAGCCCACCAGCCGAGAUGGUACGCCUGCCCCUGUUGCGGCGACUCAGAAUGCUCCUCCCCCACCAGUUGAAUCUAAACCCUCCGUAACUGAAGUCGCCCAAGCAUCCGCUUCGGCUCCUGCUCCUGCCGCUGCUCCGGGUACGCCAUCCAAGGUGCCGCCUACUGGGCCUAGGAGCGGUCGUGUGCAGCCGGCAAUUCCAAUUUCUCACCCCAAGCCGCCAGUUCCAGUUGUAGCCAAUCCCCCUCUUGCUAGUGCUUCGGGGAACAAUGGACAGGCUCAAGCCGCAAUUACUGAAGCGACUCGUGCAGCUACUGCCGCGGUCGCAGCUGCUAUGGCCAAGUUGCCACAGCCCAAUGCUCCUCAGAAGAAGCCCCAGGAUGCCUCUGUGGAGAACGUCACGAAACAAAUGGGUGAAUUGAGACCGUAUGAUGGCUCGCGCCCCCAGCGUGGCGGUCACAAUCCUCGUGGUGCGCGUAGUGGCCAUCGCGGCCAGUAUCAAGGCCAGGGCAAGAAGGUCGAAGUCCCGCAGUCUGACUAUGAUUUUGAAACUGCCAAUGCCAGGUUUAACAAGCAAGACUUGUUGAAGGAAGCCAUUGCAAGUGGUUCCCCCGUGACGGAGGCUGAAAUGUCCAUUCCGGACGGUGGAGAACCCGAAGUGGUAGAGCCUGCCAGCAACAGCGCCGCCAACACGAGCACUGUUAACUCUUACAGCAAGACCAGCUCUUUCUUCGACAAUAUCUCCAGUGAGGCCCGCGACCGCGAAGAAGGAACCGGAGCCCGAGCUGGAGGUCGUGAAUGGCGUGGUGAAGAGGAGAAGCGGAACAUCGAGACCUUUGGACAAGGCAGCGUCGAUGGCUACCGUGGCAGCUACAGGGGCCGGGGCAGAGGUCGAGGCUAUGGAGGUCGUGGCAGAGGCUACAAUCGUGGUUACGGUGGACGAGGCCGUGGAGGUGGCUUCCGCGGCGGCCGUAUGUCACAGUCCACCGGUGUCCCGACGCAGACCUAA
Molecule: messenger RNA, 1767 nt
Organism: Aspergillus wentii DTO 134E9
Lineage: Eukaryota; Fungi; Ascomycota; Eurotiomycetes; Eurotiales; Aspergillaceae
Product: putative G2/M phase checkpoint control protein Sum2
Exons: 4
Coding region: 1-1767 (588 amino acids)
Biological process (GO): P-body assembly; cytoplasmic stress granule assembly
Cellular component (GO): P-body
Molecular function (GO): mRNA binding
Source: RefSeq, a predicted model, not a curated record